Molecule: messenger RNA, 3390 nt
Organism: Nerophis lumbriciformis (worm pipefish)
Lineage: Eukaryota; Metazoa; Chordata; Actinopteri; Syngnathiformes; Syngnathidae
Product: ATP-dependent 6-phosphofructokinase, muscle type-like
Biological process (GO): canonical glycolysis; fructose 1,6-bisphosphate metabolic process; fructose 6-phosphate metabolic process
Cellular component (GO): 6-phosphofructokinase complex; membrane; cytoplasm
Molecular function (GO): identical protein binding; 6-phosphofructokinase activity; ATP binding
Source: RefSeq, a predicted model, not a curated record
CCCCCCUUUUAAUAGAGAACCUCAGACGGCUUGCGUCCUCUGGAAACAUGUCAAAGGAUCUUCACCCCACCAUGGACCCCACAAAGAUGGGAGCUGGACGCUCCAUUGCUGUGCUGACGUCAGGAGGAGAUGCUCAAGGUAUGAAUGCUGCUGUGAGAGCUACAGUCAGAGUUGGUCUCUACACUGGAGCCAAAGUCUACUUUGUUCAUGAGGGCUACCAGGGCCUGGUGGAUGGAGGAGACAACAUUCGUCCUGCUACAUGGGAGAGUGUUUCCAUGAUGCUUCAGCUGGGAGGAACUGUCAUUGGCAGUGCCCGCUGCAAAGACUUUAGAUCCAGGGAGGGUCGCAUGAAAGCGGCCUGCAACCUGGUGAAGCUCGGCAUCACCAACCUGUGUGUGAUAGGAGGUGACGGAAGCCUCACCGGGGCCAACGAGUUCAGGACAGAGUGGAGCGGACUUCUGGCUGACUUGGUCCGAGCUGGUAAAAUUACGGAAGAUGAAGCCAAAAAAUCCUCUCACUUGAACAUCGUGGGCAUGGUUGGCUCCAUCGACAAUGACUUCUGUGGUACCGACAUGACCAUUGGUACUGACUCAGCCCUGCACCGCAUCAUAGAGGUGGUGGACGCCAUUACCACAACCGCACAGAGUCACCAGAGGACCUUCAUACUGGAGGUGAUGGGCAGACACUGUGGGUACCUAGCCUUGGUGACUGCUCUGGCCUGUGGUGCAGACUGGGUCUUCAUUCCAGAGAUGCCACCAGAUGAUGGCUGGGACAACCACCUAUGCAGGAGGCUGGCAGAUCAAAGGGCCAGAGGUUCUCGUCUCAAUGUGAUCAUUGUGGCAGAGGGAGCAAUUUCCAGAGACGGCAAACCGAUUUCAUCUGACAAAAUUAAAAAGCUGGUGACUGACAGACUUGGGUUUGAUACGCGCACCACCGUCCUUGGACACGUGCAGAGGGGAGGAACACCCUCUGCCUUUGACAGAAUCCUUGGCAGCAGAAUGGGAGUAGAGGCGGUGAUGGCGCUUUUGGAGGCCACACCAGAAACCCCAGCCUGCGUGGUCAGCCUCUCUGGGAACCAAGCGGUCAGGCUGCCGCUCAUGGAGUGCGUGCAAGUGACCAAAGAUGUGACUGCUGCCAUGGCUGAAGGCAGGUUUGAGGAUGCUAUCAAGCUCAGAGGAAAGAGUUUUGAAAACAACUGGAACACAUACAAGCUGCUGGCCCACAUUAACCCCCCAGAUGUUAAAAGCAACAUCAAUGUAGCCAUUAUGAAUGUUGGCGCUCCUUGUGCUGGCAUGAAUGCAGCAGUGCGCUCAGCGGUCAGAAUGGGCAUCAUCCAGGGUCACAACAUGUUGGCUGUUCACGAUGGCUUUGACGGCCUCGCACAUGGACAGGUAGAGCCAAUCAACUGGACUUCCGUGAGUGGCUGGACUGGAAUGGGAGGCUCCCAGUUGGGCACCAAGAGAACUCUUCCAGCUAAAUUGAUGGAGGACAUCAGCCAGAACAUUGCAAAGUUUAACAUCCAUGCCUUGGUGAUCAUUGGAGGAUUUGAGGCCUAUGUGGGAGGUCUGGAGCUGGUCCAGGCCCGAGAGAAAUACGAGGAAAUGUGUAUCCCUAUGGUGGUUAUCCCUGCCACCGUUUCCAACAAUGUUCCUGGCUCUGACUUCAGCAUUGGCGCCGACACCGCUCUCAACACGAUCACCUCUACGUGUGACAGGAUUAAGCAGUCAGCAGCAGGGACCAAACGUCGCGUUUUCCUCGUUGAGACGAUGGGUGGCUACUGUGGCUAUUUGGCCACUAUGGCAGGCCUGGCUGCUGGGGCUGACGCUGCCUACAUCUUUGAGGAAAAAUUCAACAUUAAAGAUCUGGAGGUGAAUGUUGAGCAUCUUUUGGAGAAGAUGAAGACAACGGUAAAAAGAGGCUUGGUUCUCAGGAACGAGAACUCUAAUGCCAACUACACCACAGACUUCAUCUUCAAUUUAUACUCAGAAGAAGGAAAAGGCAUCUUUGACUGUCGCAAGAAUGUCCUGGGACACAUGCAGCAGGGCGGUACUCCAACACCUUUUGACAGGAACUUUGGCACUAAGAUGGGUGCCAAGUCGGUCCUGUGGGUCACUGAAAAGCUUAAAGAGUGCUAUAGACACGGUCGUAUCUUUGCCAAUACGCCAGCCUCUGCCUGUGUGUUGGGCAUGAAGAAGCGGGCGCUCACCUUCCAGCCCCUGGCUGAUUUAAAGGGAGACACCGAUUUUGAACACCGCAUUCCAAAAACACAGUGGUGGCUAAAGAUCAGGCCGAUCAUGAAGAUCCUGGCUAAGUACAACAUCAAACUGGACACAUCCGAACAUGCCGACAUGGAGCAUGUGAUCAAGAAGAGGACUACCCUCGGAAAUUAAGGGGACACCGGUGAAUGACACUCUGUAUUUUGGUCGAAAAGUGUUUCCUUUAUUGGUCUACUUUACACAAGCAACAGGGUUUCAAAUGAACGAUUACCGGUAAAUAUUAUAUUUUGAACUUGUUUCGUAUGAUUUUGCAUUAAAUGUGGACAUUUAAAAUAGACUUGGCAAGUUGCGAUGACCACCCCCAAAUGGUUAUGUAAUUGUUGGGGUUUUUAUGUCACUUUGUUUGUUAGAUCAAAGAAUAAAGAAACUUAUUAUACAAGCACACAUUUGAUUUUAGUUUAAUUUAGUACCAAGGUCCCAGAUUUAGCCUAAUGAAUACAACAAGACCGUUAGCAAUAUGGUAAGAACAUAAUAAUUCCAAUAAUAAUCUGGAUAAUUUCUACCACAUAACCUUACGUUUGUAUGCAUGCUAACAGCCAUGUGUCCCACCUCCACCCACAGAUACAAGUGAGUAGAUGACUGACAAGAGGGUUCACUCAGUUAUUUCAUUCCCCUAUGGAUAAUUGAAAUGUUUCAGUCCGGAUCACCGUCUGGAUUCAGCACUUUUAAAAAAAACAAAAACAUUUUUGACACAAAGUUAACAGAAAUACAAUAAAACACAAAUCAAAUGUUCUUCUUUCCGCCACCCAUAAGAACAAAUAUCAGUCAAAUAAGUACAUGCAAAUAUUGAUAUAAAGCCAAAGACGACUGCACUUCCGAAUGGUUCUGAAUUCAGAAAUACACAAAAGCAAACAAAAGCCCCAUCAAUCACCCACAAUUCAACCAUGUCUCAAACGGGGCUAAACUGGGGGGUAUUCUCCUUUUACAUAUUUUAAGAAAGCAUCCCAUACUUCUUGGACUUUGAACAACCAUUCAAUGUCAGCUUAUUUUCUCCAAUUUAUGUAACGAAAUUUCAUUCUUAUCUGUGCUGUAAAGUUCAAAUUUGAAUGACAAUAAAAAGGAAGUCUAAGUCUAGUCAAUUUAAAGAAAUAAAAAAUAUCAGGCGUAAUAGGGA